This is a messenger RNA of Scaptodrosophila lebanonensis, 2488 nucleotides long. RefSeq names its product homeobox protein B-H1. The record is from RefSeq and is a predicted model, not a curated record. The coding region runs from base 353 to 2152 and encodes 599 amino acids. Gene Ontology annotation, biological process: regulation of transcription by RNA polymerase II. Gene Ontology annotation, molecular function: DNA-binding transcription factor activity, RNA polymerase II-specific; RNA polymerase II transcription regulatory region sequence-specific DNA binding. The transcript is spliced from 2 exons. Lineage: Eukaryota; Metazoa; Arthropoda; Insecta; Diptera; Drosophilidae.
AUGUUAAAUGUUGUUGCCAGGAAUAAGCGUGUGUGUGAUGGUGAAGUGGAAGUGAACAAAAGUGAAAGUUGUCAAGCCAAUGUUUUUGCGCGUGCGCCAAAAACUAAAUGCAAUUAAUUAAUUUACAACAAUUAGCUGUGCGGCAACAAUAACAAUAACAGAAGCGAAGCGUCUUCAAUUUCGUGUAAUUGCAUUAAUUGAUUUUGAUUUAAUUUUCACGCGCACUUUGAUUAGCGCAGCUUGGCAAAUCGAAUAAGUAAAAGGCGCAGCCAACAACUAAAUGGAUUAUUAAAUUGUCUGUGCGAGUGAGACAGUUAGAUAGCAAGUGCAAUUUAUUAGGAAUCUGCUUGAAAUGGAGCACGCCAGCUUCGAUGAUCAAAUCUUUAGUGAUUUUGCCGGUCCAUUGAGUCCACUAGGUGCCAAACCACUGCUUCCCACCACAACUGCGGGUGGAAAUUGUCUGGGCACUGUGACGCACGCCACCAUGCAUCCUGUCAUGUUGGGCAGCGUCCAUGAGCUGUGUCCGCAGCAGCAGCAACAGCAAAGACUGCCGGAUUGCAACAGCAUUCUCCCCAAUGGUGGUGCAAGUGGCGCCGGGGGUGGUGGUUCCCCCAACUAUGCCCAAAAGCUGGACUUUAACAAAAUGGGCUGCUACUCCCCAACGCAAAAGUACGAAUAUAUGCCAGCAACGCAACAGAAACUUGUCGAGCAACAACAACAACAGCAAUAUGCGGCCACGCCUCCACCACCGCCGCCCAAUGGUCUAGUGCAGCAUCAUAAGCAGCAGCAGCAACAACAACAACUUGUGAGUGUGAUGUCGGACUAUCACGCAUUGAAUGGCAAACUCGACUAUUCGCCAAAUGGCAAACUUCAGGAGCAAUACGAGCAACAAUUGCAGCAGCAACAUCAGCAUAUGUAUGGCGGCAGUCCACACCACAACCACCAUGGACACGACACUGUAGAUCCCCAUGCCAAUGGACUGCUGGAGUCUACGCCCGUCCUCAUUAACGGCAACUCUGGAGGUGUGGGCAACGCUACGGGUGGCAAGCAUAAAAAGCCGGAUGAUAUGUGUCAUCAAAUGGAGGCUGGUGGCAUAAAUGGCAAUGCCGUUGCCGUUGUUACGACAAAUGGCAACGCUGCUGGAGGCAAUAAUAACGGUAAUGUCGGCACGCCCGUCGCGACAAAAAAGGACAGCAAGAAGAAAGGCGAUCCGAAUGGCAUUAAAAAGAAGAAAACGAGAACGACCUUUACCGCCUAUCAGUUGGAGGAACUGGAGCGAGCCUUCGAGCGUGCUCCGUACCCAGACGUCUUUGCUCGGGAGGAGCUGGCCAUAAAACUCAAUUUGAGUGAAUCGCGUGUUCAGGUUUGGUUUCAAAAUCGUCGCGCCAAAUGGCGAAAGCACGAACCACCUCGGAAGACUGGCUACAUUAAGACGAAUACUCCGCCGUCGGCUGCGUUGAACAGUACAUUGGCGCCACCAUUUGCAAGCUUUCCACAAACCACAACGGUUACGCCACCGGGUAGCAUGGACAGUUGGACAAGCUAUCAAACCCCCUACGAGCUGAGUCCGCAGUUCAGUUUGCUCUCGCCGGCGGCCAGUCCCUAUGCCACCUAUUCGGGCCAAUAUAGCACUUAUGUCCAUGAAAGUCAGUUAUUUCCCAUGCGUCAUGCCUUCGAUUAUGGCAGUCCUACACGCAUUGAAAUGGGUGGUGGAGGUGGUGGGGGCACGGGUGGCGCUGGUGGUGCCGUUGCUGGCGAUGCUGAGGCUAGCAAAAACAUGACCACAGCCACCAUGCAUGAUAGCUACAAUCCGGCUGAGUUGCAACACGACGGAACCGCCCAACUGGCUGACGGUACGGUGGUUACAGUGCAUCCCCAACUAAACGGCAAAUAUCUGAGUGCCGAGGAGGCUAAAUACGUGCAGGUGCAGUGCAAUGCAGGGCCAGGGCUGGAUCAAUCGAAUGCCUGUCACAUGCAACAUGUGGAUGGGCAGCAUUAUGCGUCCGCAGCGGCAGUGGCAGUGACGGCAGCAGCCGCAGCGGGCAAUGAUGAUAAUGACAGUGGCUUGCAAACUGUGAUUAAAAGCGAGGAAGCUGCGCAACAACAGCAGCAGCAAACACAAAGCUACGUGUUGCCGCCUUUUUUGCAUUAAGGGAAAUGCUCACACACCGACGACGGCAGCAACAACAACAACGCAUUGCAUUUAUGCCGCGCUUCAAACGCCCGUACUAGAGUUUCCGCACGAAUAACUGACUGUUACUUCGACACUUUCGAUAGUCCGAUGUCAACUAAAAGCAAUAAGGCAGCGUAAUUAUCGUGUGACUACCAAUCGAUUCGUUUCUCUUGUUACCGUUAUUUCAGUAUUACCAACAAGUUGACAGCCUUGGCGCCAUUCGUGCAAAACUCCUGUCCGUACCGAGCAUUUUAUUUACAGUGUGUGUGUGCAGCAUUUCAAUUCACUGUUUUGCGAUUAAAUUUUUUGAUUUCA